Colletotrichum graminicola M1.001 is the source of this 1494-nucleotide messenger RNA. RefSeq lists its product as uncharacterized. The record is from RefSeq and is a predicted model, not a curated record. The transcript has a single exon. Gene Ontology annotation, molecular function: catalytic activity. Bases 1 to 1494 code for a protein of 497 amino acids. NCBI's taxonomy places the organism in Eukaryota, Fungi, Ascomycota, Sordariomycetes, Glomerellales, Glomerellaceae.
AUGACAUCACACUCGUUUCCCUCGGCCUUUUUGGACCGUUGGGUUCAUACUCUCAAGUCGAGUCGCGGAGAACAGCUGAACGACUUCCCCAAUUAUCACCUCUCAGACCCUGAGAGCCUUGUGACGACAUGCAGUCCCAAGUCACUCACAAUCGGCAACGGCGCGACCAUCUACAGAAACACCCUCCUCCCCGCCAUCUUGACUGCGAAGCAUGAGGUCAUCUUGGUUACCUGCUUCUGGGCUCCGUCCGAUACUCUGACGGCCAUCAGGGAGACCCUCGAGCUUCUCGCCGACCGGCAACGUGAGGCAAUACAGGCGUCUGGUGAAGAUGCAGUCGCCACGUUACGUGUCCGUAUCUGUUUUUCGUCGCGAAGUUUCUUCCAGAAAAUCUUCCAUCCGUGGUCGAGAGACGGAUACACGUAUCCGACUUCGGCAUGGCCAAAGCUCGGGUUGCCCCCAGACACCGCCCUCAAGGCAGCCCGCAUCGAACUCUCUGUCAAGAGCCUGUUCUUCCUGCCAUUCAGCGUCAUGCAUCCCAAGUUUGUCAUUGUCGACCGCAGGUACGCCUGGAUGCCCAGCUGCAACGUGAGCUGGGAGACGUGGUUCGAAGGCUGCAUCGGGUUCGAAGGGGCAGCCGUCGCGCAGCUCGUGAGAUUCUAUACCCAUGUGUGGGAACCGGACAGCCCUCGGGAUAUUCCCAAUGCCGACACGAGCAGUGAGGUAGCAAACUGUGAACCACGCCCUGCUAUUGGAAACACCGACCGCCCUGUCGGAGGUCUACUUCCGGAGGCCGAGGCAGCAUAUCGCCGGCUCGGUCUUUCAAAUCUCCCACCGUGUCCAGCCGUCAUCCUGCCUUCAUCUCAUCACUGGAAUCCCGGCUUCCGUUAUAUUCCCUGGAUCCGGAAGAAAGAGGCGCCGGUAACUCCUUUAAACGCGGCCCUGCUGUCCUUGUUCGCUUGUGCCCGGACUGACAUCGACAUCGUGACUCCGAACCUGACUUGUCGGACCGUUAGUGACGCCCUCUUGGACGCUCUGCGCCGCGGCGUCGACGUCCGCAUCAGAACGAGUAAGAACAUGAUGUUAAUCGAGCAGCUCGUCACGGCCUGCACCACGACGGAAUGGACACUGCGAUCGCUCAUUAAGCGAUACAGUCAAGCCUGCGCCGAGUGGGACAGGAAACGAUCAGCCGAUACCGAGUCUCAGGUGCAACGUCCCGGCCGCCUCGACAUCUACUACUACCGCCCGAACCUGCAGGCUACGGCGGUGCGAGACCUUGAGGAACCGGUUGUAUCGCACUUGAAGAUGACACUCGUCGACAGGGAGUACCUCUGCCUGGGCUCCGGCAACCUGGAUCGGGCCAGCUGGUACACGAGUCAAGAACUAGGCAUCCUGCUACACAUCCCCGACUUCAAGCACGAUAUUUGGUCAGAACCUCUUGAGUCCAGGCUAGAGGUGCGCUUCAGUGGGGGGGUUAGUGACAGACAGGCUGACUAG